Lachancea mirantina is the source of this 3393-nucleotide messenger RNA. The record is from the annotation of a GenBank genome assembly. Lineage: Eukaryota; Fungi; Ascomycota; Saccharomycetes; Saccharomycetales; Saccharomycetaceae.
AUGGUUUAUUAUACCGGGACUGGUGCUAUGGAUUCACCAACGUUCGGAAAGUCGCUUUCUUUGAGAGUAGACGGAGGCUUUAAUGCUGUUUCCAUCAGUCCCUGUGGAAGAGACGUCGUUUUGGCGAGUCAACAGGGUUUAUAUGUUAUCGACUUGGAUGAUCCUUUCUCACCUCCAAGGUGGCUUCACCACAUAACUUCAUGGGAAGUGGCCGAUGUUCAAUGGUCUCCGCACCAGGAGAAACCCUAUUGGGUUGUAUCUACUUCGAAUCAAAAAGCACUUGUGUGGAACCUAGCAAGGCAAUCAUCUCGGGCAAUUGAACACGUUUUGCAUGGACACUCGCGUGCCAUUACCGAUAUAAAUUUUCAUCCCGGUGACCCUAACAUUUUGGCGACAUGUUCGAUCGACGCUUAUGUGCACUCGUGGGAUAUGCGGAUGCCUUGGAAACCGUACUAUAGUGCAAGUGCCUGGCGUGCUGGGGCAUCUCAAGUCAAGUGGAGUCAUUUGGAGUCGCAUAUUUUAGCCUCAGCGCAUGCUAACGACGUGUACGUUUGGGAUUUGAGAAAAGGCUGUUCGCCCCUCUUUAAGUUUCAAGGUCAUGGCAGCAGCGUUAACAGCAUUGACUUGAGUAGAUCUCACAGGUCUGAAAUAAUGUCGAGCUCCAAUGAUGGUACGGUGAAAUUCUGGGAUUUCUCAAAAGGUGACAAGCAGGCUAUCAGGACCGUGGAAACCGAAUUUCCCGUCUGGAGAGGGCGGUAUUUACCAUUCGGAGAAGGUUUCUGUAUCAUGCCCAUGGCAGGAGGUAAUAACUCGGUGUAUCUGUCGUCCCUCAAUUUUAAUGCUAAAGAGAGCGCAUCCCAUAAAUUUCAGCCUACAUACGUCUUCAGAGGCCACAGCGAUCGAGUGACGGAUUUCUUAUGGAGAAGCAGACAUUCUACGGACACUGACCUAGACGACAGGGAGUUUCAGCUGGUCACUUGGUCGAAGGAUUGUGAUCUACGUCUGUGGCCGGUGUCAGACGCGGCACUUGAGAAAUUGUCCUUCAAAAAGAAUCAGAAAUUGGACCACAAGCUACCUGAUCCCAAGUAUGUGACAUACCGGCGCGAACCUAAAACUAUAGAAUCUCAGUCGUCACACAUAAAGGGAAUAAAAGGGAAUUUUGUGACCAAGUCGGGCUUGGAGUCGUUGCAAGGCAAAGAUAAAGUCAAUCAUCUCGAUUGGGUUUCUGGAGUCAAGCUACGCCAAAGCACUUCUCAACGAAACUUUUACGAUGAGGAUACGCUGCAGAAUCUGGGCGAAGAAGUAAGCGUUGUUGGGCAUAAAUUUUCGAGAAUUGUCUUCGAAAAAAUCUCAGUUUCAACAGGCAAGCUGGUCAUCACACUUAAUGGUCCCUGGUCGGAUGAGGAUGAAGAUGCCUGUAUUUUUUUGAGGCUGGAGAUUCAAUUUCCUCCUAACUACCCGAAUAAAGGUAGUGCUCCAACCUUUAAGAUCGAAGAGAACAGGGAACUUACUGAGGGAAAGAAAGCAGAAAUUAUGCAAAAUAUUCAUGACAUUGCGAUCAAGUAUACCGAUGUAAACAGAUAUUGUUUGGAACCAUGUUUAAGGUUCGUUCUCGGAGAAAAGGUUGAUCUUGAUCAUUUAGAUGAUGAAGAACAAUUGCUGAACUUAGGUAUCAUUGAUGAGAUAGGUCUCGAAGAAUCCUCCCUAAGCUCUUCGAAUUCCAAAUCCCAGGUCUCGUUGGAGCUGCCAGAUAUGUCCGACAGUGAUAUUUCUGAUGUCGACAGUAAGGUCAGUGGUGGACGGUUUGCCUAUAAUACGAACGGCAGUCUGACACUGGACAGCACGCCUGUUCCGAAGGGUUGUGGUGCUUGCUGGGCUCCUGAUGGCCGACUUGUUUGCUUCUUCAUGAAUAACAAGUCAGACAAAAAGCAGCAGCCCAAUCUUUUCAAGAUCGGCCACCGAGGCCUUACUAAGAGAAGAGAUUCUGACGUUGCAAACAUCACCGAGAUUGGCCAUCAUAACGAAAAUGAUGUUACAGUGAGGCCCAAGAGAUAUGUCGAUACUCUAACGAACUCUCCCAAUAACAAAGCCCUUUCGAUGAGUGCCAUGGAUGACGAUAACAGCUCAGAAAGUAGUUCAGAUAGCUUUGGCGAUGAUUGGGAUGACAUAAUACGGAGGGACAUGACUCUGAGAACAAAGAUUCCCUUAUUGGCUCCAAUAAAUAGUGGCAAAGCAGGAACAGUGUCGGAAUCGGCCAAAAGUCAAGAGUCCUCGAGAAGGUCGAAGAAUAUAGUCAUUAUUCGAGAUUUUGGCGCUUUAAUUCCCGAUAAUAGGGAACUGGCUGAGAAAUACAUGAUCAGCGGCACAACUCCAGAGGAAAUUGCCAAACACAAUGCAAUUGUGGCUGAGAAAGCGGGUCAGGAUGAAAUUUCUCAAUGUUGGAGAAUAGUAGCUGACGUUUUGAUUGCUCACGAGGACGGUAAUACGCUAAAUCCGGGCUGGGAUCAACAUGAACUGGGUGGUCGCUGGUUUGCAAGGGAACUUAUGUCGUACUUUGAAAAAGUACAAAAUUUGCAGAUGCUUGCGAUGUUAAGUUGUAUUUUCACAACGCCUGUGAAGUCAAGCCAGAUUUUGACAGCUCGUCAACGGAAACCAGUCGAAAGUAUCGUUUCCUUUUUUGAGAACCCUGGGAGUGUGAAUGGUAGCCAAGAGUUCUUGGGCCGAAGCGCCACGGGGGGGUUAACCUUAGGAAGCGAUCCAGCAUUGCAAUCUUUGGCCAGAUCCAAUAAUAUAGGUCCAAUUCCCGAAUCGGGCUCCAUCGGAUCAGGGGAUUACUUCGUCAGUCAUCACGACCAUAUGCGAACUCAGAGGUCAAGUACAUCCAGCGUAAUUCCGGCUGUUGCGGCCAAGAAUUACGCCCCAAGUACUCUUCCUACGGUAUCAAUAAAAGUGCUUAACGAUGAGUUUCUGGAUUUGGCCCAUCAAAACGACAAUUGGCUCUUAGAUCCUCGAAAUCAGCAAAAAUAUGACUCGUACCGCCAUCAAUACGGUGAGCUCUUGUUUUACUGGGGACUUCCACUGGCACGCGUUGAAAUACUAAAGAUGAACGAAUCAACAAUGGCGUCGUCCUCGACUUUUCUAAAUGCUUCUAAAUCUGCUUAUGGUUCCGCAACGGUCCCUAGAGAUAUUGCAUUUGGGGUUGUCGAGUGCGACGGUCACUCUUCUAACACGGCUUGCAAUUAUUGUGGUCUCAAAGUAACGAGAAGGGCUUUUAUUUGCGGUAACUGCCAGCACGUUUUACAUGCAAAUUGCGCCACUGAAUGGUGGACAGAGGGGACAGAGUGUCCUUCAGGUUGUGGAUGCGUAUGUUUGGAAAUGUUCGAUGUGGCCUGA